Adineta ricciae is the source of this 237-nucleotide messenger RNA. The record is from the annotation of a GenBank genome assembly. Lineage: Eukaryota; Metazoa; Rotifera; Eurotatoria; Adinetida; Adinetidae.
AUGCAACAAUCGUCCAAAUCAUUUGACAAAAAACCUGCCAACAUAGUCCAGCAAUCAGUAAGUUUUUCUGAAAAGGCGGCAGGUUGUAACGGUCGUGCUUGUAAUAAAUGUGGUCAAUGUCGCGAUUGGUAUUACAAUGGCGAUCGUUGGGUACUUCACGAGGGUGCCACAUGCGCUGGUGGUCAUGGUAGAGUUAAUGAACAUAGCGUUUGGGUUCUUGAUUUCUGCGAAUGUUGA